Electrophorus electricus (electric eel) is the source of this 1566-nucleotide messenger RNA. RefSeq names its product beta-N-acetylhexosaminidase. NCBI's taxonomy places the organism in Eukaryota, Metazoa, Chordata, Actinopteri, Gymnotiformes, Gymnotidae. The record is from RefSeq and is a predicted model, not a curated record. Gene Ontology annotation, biological process: carbohydrate metabolic process. Gene Ontology annotation, molecular function: hexosaminidase activity.
AUGGUCCCCAGUGGUGUGUGGUCAUGGGGUCACAUCAAUGAAUCCAGGAAUUUGUCUAUACAUGAUGUUUCUUUGGAAGCAAAGGAGGAGCCUAUGGAUCAAAAAUUCAUGAAUCAUUUACAGAAAACACCCACAAGACCUCUCCAUGUGGUGCACUUAGAUCUAAAAGGUGCUGCACCCAAAGUGGAAUAUUUUAAACAGAUCUUCCCAUUACUCUCCUCUCUGGGUGCUGAUGGUAUUUUGGUGGAGUAUGAGGAUAUGUUUCCCUAUGAAGGGGAACUUCAGAUCAUUAGGUCACCAUUUGCAUACAGUAUAGAAGAAAUUGAGGAAAUUAAGACCCUGGCCAAACUAAACAAGCUUGAGCUGAUCCCCCUGGUGCAGGUGUUUGGACAUUUAGAGUUUGUUCUGAAACAUGAAAAGUAUUUCCACUUGAGGGAGGUGGCCAUGUUUCCCAAUAGCCUGAAUCCUCUGGCCCCAGGUGCCCUGAAACUGGUUGAAGAAAUGCUAAUUCAGGUCCUACAGAGGCACCCAGAAGCACAGUGGAUCCAUGUUGGAGCUGAUGAGGUUUGGGAUCUUGGAGAGAGUGAAGACUCAAAGCUUUGGUUGAAAGAGAAUGGUGGAGAUGUUGGAGUACUGUUCCUCAGGCAUGUCACAGCAGUUUGUCUUUUCCUGGCUGAGCUGAGAUCUGGUAUAAAAAUACUCUUUUGGGAAGACAUGCUCAGAAAGAUGAGUGCUGUUGCUAUCAAAGAUUCACAACUACCGAAUCUUGCUUUCCCUGUGUUAUGGAACUACCUACCAAACAUGGACAUGGGUAACAUAGGAAAACUCCUGUCUAAAUACCAGGAGGCUGGAUUUUCAGGCAUGUGGUUUGCAAGUGCAUUUAAAGGAGCAUCAGAGGUUGACCAAAUGUGGACUCCAAUAAAUCAUCACUUACAAAAUCAUCUAUCUUUGCUUAAAGUCAUCAAGUCUAUUAUCCAGUAUCCUUCUAUAACUUUGCAAGGCAUUGCCUUAACAGGGUGGCAAAGAUACAGACAUCACACAGUGCUGUGUGAACUGCUCCCUGUGGCCAUCCCAUCUCUAGCUGUCUGCCUGCAAACUCUGAAAUAUGGUUCUUUUAAUUAUGAGGCUGAAAUGGAGGUACAUCAUAUUUUGGGGUGCAAAGUUCAGCUGGACACUAACAGCUGCGAAGGCAGUGGGCAGUUUGCGGGUUCGAAGGUUUACUAUAUGGUGCAUAAGAUCUACUAUGACCUUCAGAGCUCUAUUAAAAAAAUUAUGAAAAACACACACCUAAGAGGUUCUCUCAGCCCCUAUAACCGAAAGUACAGCUUUGCAAACCCUCGAGAUAUUGGACUUUUUAAGGACAAUCUAAAAAAAUUGCUAGAUGAGUGGGAGUCCUUUCUGAAGAUGUUUGAAACAGAGAUGGAGGCCAUCUUCUACCCAGACACUGUGGAGGAGUGGAUGGAGGAGAAUAUCAACCAGCACAUGAACAUGCUUCGUGCCUUGGUGCAAGAUGCUGAGCACAUUGCUAAACUCAAAGGACGGUCAAAGAGUUAUAAUCCUUUUUAA